This is a messenger RNA of Anopheles nili, 985 nucleotides long. RefSeq names its product proteasome subunit alpha type-7-1 (gene Prosalpha4). The transcript has a single exon. Gene Ontology annotation, biological process: ubiquitin-dependent protein catabolic process. Bases 80 to 829 code for a protein of 249 amino acids. Gene Ontology annotation, cellular component: nucleus; proteasome core complex, alpha-subunit complex; proteasome core complex. Lineage: Eukaryota; Metazoa; Arthropoda; Insecta; Diptera; Culicidae. The record is from RefSeq and is a predicted model, not a curated record.
AUCGCAUUCUCAUCGUAAAAGAGAGGUUCGGUGUUUUGAUUCAAUUCCCUCGUUUUGUUAGUGCAUAUUGCCAGUUAACAUGUCGUCCAGAUACGACCGCGCUAUUACCGUGUUCUCGCCCGACGGCCAUCUGCUGCAGGUGGAGUACGCGCAGGAAGCGGUCCGCAAAGGUUCCACAGCCAUCGGUGUCCGUGGUAAGGAUGUUGUGGUGCUCGGCGUGGAGAAGAAAUCGGUCGCAAAACUGCAGGAGGAACGCACCGUCCGAAAGAUUUGCCUGCUCGAUCACCAUGUCGUGAUGGCGUUCGCUGGGCUGACCGCCGACGCACGAGUAUUGAUUAACCGUGCCCAGGUCCAGUGCCAGUCGCACAAACUCUCCGAGGAGGACCCGGUUACGCUGGAGUACAUCACCCGGUACAUUGCCGAACUGAAGCAAAAGCACACUCAAAGCAACGGACGACGACCGUUCGGUAUAUCCUGCCUGAUCGGUGGCUUCGACUACGACGGUGUCCCGCAUCUGUACAAAACGGAACCAUCCGGAGUCUACUGCGAGUGGAAGGCGAACGCGACGGGACGAUCGGCGAAAACGGUACGCGAAUUUCUCGAGGAACACUACUCACCGACUGCCGUAAGCACAGAGGAAGGCACCAUCACGCUGGCGAUUCGAGCGCUGCUGGAAGUGGUGCAGUCCGGACAGAAAAGCCUAGAGGUUGCGGUUAUGAGGCGCGACGAACCGAUGAGAAUGCUGGACGCCCAAACGAUCGAGGAGUACGUGAAAAAGAUCGAACUGGCCAAGGAGGAGGAGGCGGAGAAAAAGAAGGCAAAGAAAUGAUUCUCUCGAAGGAAGGUCGUUUACGUUUUGCAUUGUCAUCUUUUUUUCUUACGCCUCUAACUGGAAGAUGGAUCAAGUCUGACCUGGUGGUUCAUAUAAAAUAUUCGUGAAAAGAUACUAAACACGCUUAAUGUCACGGAUGAUCAGUUCUUUCUU